ACGCAUGUUUUCAUGGUUUCAUGUUGUUAUUUUUAUUUUUGUUUAAAAAGUGUAAAUAUUAAAACAUUUUGUUUGAUUUCUAGUUAAUAUAUUCGUUAUACACAAUGGUUGCGUUUAGGAAAGUAUUUCAUACAGUUUCUAAAUCAACUACUUGGUAUCCAUUGCAUAUGGCUACCGGUCUAAAAAAGAUUCAGAGGCUUCUUAGAGAUAUCGACUGUGUCGUCGAGGUACAUGAUGCAAGGAUUCCCAUAUCUGGUCGAUCGUCAUCGUUUCACCAGCAAGUUAUUUGUGGAAGACCUCAUCUUCUGGUGUUGAACAAAAUGGAUCUUAUAGAUAUUAAUUUCAAGACUGAUGUCGAUAAAAAGUUGUUAGGAAGCUGUGAUAGAAUUUUAUAUACAACUGCUAAAAAGCACACAAAAGUGAAUAUCGAACAAAUUGUUCCAAUGUGUCAGGAAAUUGUAAAAUCUAAACCUAAAUUUAACAGAGCUGAUACACCUGAAAUGAAUUUGUUGAUUGUUGGAGUACCAAAUGUCGGAAAAUCAAGUAUCAUUAACUCAUUGAGAACUACAAUCUGUGGCAAGAAGGAAGUUAUGGCUGUUGCUCCACACGCUGGGGUUACGAAAACUGUUUCAAAUAGAUUAAAAAUUAGUAAUGAUCCACCAACUUACCUUUAUGAUACUCCUGGAAUAUUAGAACCUAAUUUAUCCAUGUCUGAAUCAGCACUACGGCUUGCUGCUUGUGGACUUUUCAAGGAUGCAGCUGUUGGUGAAGUACUAAUUGCAGAUUACAUUUUAUUCUGGCUGAACAGAAGAAAACUUUUUCAUUAUUCAAAUAUUCUUGGUAUUUCUGAGCCAUCCGAUAAUAUCGUAGAAGUUUUAAGUAAAAUCGCAAUAAAUCAAAACUUUUUAUUCGAAACCAAAGAUAUGAAAACUCGAUCAAAUGCUCUUAGAUUAGACCAAAUAAGAGCAGCUAACUAUUUUAUCAAUUUGUUUAGAGAUGGAACUCUUGGAACUUACCUGUUGGAUGAUGAUUUACUCUAUCGUGCUAACGAUCCAGGAUUCAGAGUUGCUUUGUGAAACUGAAGGGAAACUUCAUUAAUUACGCAAAGUCAAUUUUGUUUUGUAAUUUUACAUUUGAUACAGUGACACUAUUGUAAACUAUUAGAAACAAAACUAUUUCUGUUUUCAAUUUAUGCAAUCAACUAGAAUUAUGAAGAUCCAAAUAGA
Tetranychus urticae (two-spotted spider mite) is the source of this 1226-nucleotide messenger RNA. RefSeq names its product mitochondrial GTPase 1. NCBI's taxonomy places the organism in Eukaryota, Metazoa, Arthropoda, Arachnida, Trombidiformes, Tetranychidae. Gene Ontology annotation, cellular component: mitochondrion. Gene Ontology annotation, biological process: mitochondrial translation. The record is from RefSeq and is a predicted model, not a curated record. Gene Ontology annotation, molecular function: GTP binding; GTPase activity.